CACAAGGGCGUCCGCAUACCGAGUUGGAGGUCACUGAGCAUUCAUUCAGCGAUAAGCGGAUGUAGAGAACUCUGCCCAGUUGAUUGUCGACCGAUCAGGGACUUGAGGACAUUACACACAAGUGCCAGGAAAAAUGGAUGUAGCCGUGGACGAAUCACCGCCCACCGGGCUCGGCUUGAGACGGCAGCAGCUUCGACAGACGGGUCCAUGUGAAAUUUAUAAGCAGGCAACCGAGCAAAUGAAUCGCCCUACGUUACGGUCGGUGAUGCUCAAGGUCGCCUUCCCAUUUGCUCUACUCAAUUUCGGAGCUUCAGUGCUCCUCACUUCCAGGAUCCCCAAUGAACCUUCAUGGCAGGUUUUGAUGGCCGUCACAGCUCUGGGACUGGCAACCUCUUGUCUCGAUCUCUUAGUCGUGGCUGCCACGUUCUUCACAGUGGGACGCCAGUACCGGGGAGAGAAGGUGACGCUGCAGGAAGCUCUCCGAGCUAUGCUGGGCUUGUGGCCAAAAUUGUUCGUCAACAAUCUUUAUAGCACGGGCUUCAUGUUCGCCGUAUUCAUGGUGAGUCUAGCCGCGGCCAUGACCAUCAUCUUUACCGCCUCCUCCGAUGCUGUCAAGUAUUUCGCUUUCGUUGUGAUCGCCUUGGUCCUCAUCAUUCUGGUGGUUGCGAUCCAAACUUUGUCCAUCUUUGCGACCGCAGUUACCUGCUAUGAAAAGACUUAUGGCUGGGCUGCUUACAAGCAAGCGCAGAAGCUCCUGCAGCGCAAAUGGAAUUCGGUACCGCUCUUCGCGCUCAUAUUUUAUGUUCCCGUAUGGAUCACCGGCACCUUUACUUCAUAUCUCUUGAAGGAAUUCCCGGAAACCUCUUUAUGGAUGGAACUGUUCAGGAUAGUUUCGUAUGCUAUCGUGAUCACAUUGUUUGAUCAGCGGUUACUAGUUUCGGGUGCCCUAUUCUACUUCUCCUGCUUUGAGAAACCCGACGAGCAGAAUGUGAGUGACAGCAUGGAAGCUGGGUAUCACUCAAUUGCCUCACAGGAGGUUUAGGUGCCAGAAUACAAAUGGUGUCCGAUUCGUCAUUUCCUUUACAGAUAGAGAGCUCACAUCGUACACGUUCUCAAGCACGCAAAUAUAAGAACUUGGCAUUUGCAAGCUCGAGGACGAGUUCUUCAAAUGUCCACUUGUAUUCUGUCUAAGCUUGUAUACAAGACCUCUAGUCAUACGUGGACGAUAAGGAACAAUAAGAAUUGAACAAAUUCUCAUAGUACAUUCAGCGGCAAAUUUUCAAAAGUUACGUGAUUUGGAGACAAUC
This is a messenger RNA of Marchantia polymorpha subsp. ruderalis, 1307 nucleotides long. NCBI's taxonomy places the organism in Eukaryota, Viridiplantae, Streptophyta, Marchantiopsida, Marchantiales, Marchantiaceae. The record is from the annotation of a GenBank genome assembly.